Molecule: messenger RNA, 1479 nt
Organism: Hirsutella rhossiliensis
Lineage: Eukaryota; Fungi; Ascomycota; Sordariomycetes; Hypocreales; Ophiocordycipitaceae
Product: DNA polymerase family b, exonuclease domain-containing protein
Exons: 4
Coding region: 1-1479 (492 amino acids)
Biological process (GO): error-prone translesion synthesis; double-strand break repair via homologous recombination
Cellular component (GO): nucleus; zeta DNA polymerase complex
Molecular function (GO): DNA-directed DNA polymerase activity
Source: RefSeq, a predicted model, not a curated record
AUGGACCUGUUCCGGGUCAGGCUGAAUUGCAUCGAUCACUACCAGGCCUCACCAACGCGUUAUGACCCCCAGUUGCGCAAUGACGUACGCCCUUCGCAAGCAUCCAAGGGUCCCAAGGUGCCCGUGGUGCGGAUCUUUGGUUCUACGGAAACUGGCCAAAAGGUCUGCGCGCACGUCCACGGCGCGUUUCCCUACCUUUACGUGGAGUACCGAGGCGGAUUGGCUUCAGAAGAAGUCGGUGCCUUCAUCUACCGUCUUCAUCUCUCCAUUGACCAUGCCCUUGCCGUGAGCUACCGGCGGGAUCAGUAUGGAGGCAAUGCCAAGUUCGUGGCCCGCAUCACGCUGGUCAAGGGCAUUCCCUUUUACGGGUUCCACGUGGGCUACCGGUUCUUUCUCAAAGUCUACAUGUUCAAUCCCGUUGUCAUGACGCGGCUGGCCGAUCUUCUUCAACAGGGAGUCAUCAUGAAGCAACAGUUUCAGCCCUUUGAGGCGCACUUGCAGUAUCUUCUCCAGUUCAUGGUCGACUACAACUUGUACGGCUGCGACUAUCUCGAGGCGUCCAAGACCACGUUUCGAUCUCCCAUUCCUCAGCAAGAGCAGGGGUCAAACUCGUCGCACCUAUGGCACAGCUUGUCAAUCCCACCAGAAAGUGUCACCGACGAUCCCUCGCUGCCUCGUGUGAGCCACUGCUCAAUCGAGGUGGACGUCUGCGUCCAGAACAUCACCAACAGGAAGAUUGUGAGGGAACGCCAGCUGCAUCAUGACUUCGUGGAGCGUCUUUCUCCUAUUCCUGGAGAUAUGAAGUUGGUGCACAGCAUGGGCAAGAGUCCCUUCCCUCCGGACGUGCUCGUCACAAUGUCCGCGGACCCCCGAGAUUCCCAGCCUCAAGGAUGGAUUCACGAAGAAGAAUACCGCAACGACAUUCGCGACCUGGUUGACAGAGAACAAGCAGAUCUCAACGGCGAAGAGGUUGGAUUCGAUACCUUUGCCGGAUCAACCGAGCUUGAGAGGGCAGUGAAUACCGUCCUGCAAUCUGUGGAGGACUUGUACCCUUCCAAGCUGAUGCCGGCACUCGGUCUACCUUCGCAUCCAAGCCAAUCGUCCCAUGGCGUAUCAUCCAGCAUCGAGGUGGACGAGACAAAAGCUCGCCAAGUCCAGCUGGCCAAUGAUGAAUUCUUUCCGGACGACUCCGACCAGGACGCCCUUGGCGAGUUGAUUGACGGUGAAGAGUUUGAUGAAACAUGGGAGCGCAGAGCAGACACGGCUGGCCAACUCGGCUCAAUAAAAGCUGGGAAAAGGGCUUUAAUGGGCGCGCAUGAGCCCCAAUCCUACCUGCAAAUACCGGGAAUCUGUCUGAGCAUGCUCAAGACAAAACGACUGCCGACGAUGCCGGUGUCUGCAGCGCUGCUAGAAGCGGCCGAAGAUGAGGGUCUGGAGGUCAAGCGCUUCUACUCCCAGUUCCUCUUGGAAACGGCCUAG